AUGGAGAGACACCGAGGUUUUGCCUUCAAACUGUUGGUACCUCCCAGGUUUAAUGAAGGACAGGCGGCUGUUCGACCUCAGGAAAUACUGGAAAACUGUGAUUUCAUGAAAACAUUAGACCAGGUGCGUUUGUACAGCCAACAGAAUAAUUUAAAUCCUGGAAAGCUUUACACCAAGCUGCUUGAUGAAGUUGAGAAAAUAAAGUACUGGAAGAUCAAAGUGGACGCUGACACUGUGCAGAAGGAAAGGAGACUCCAAGAAAACAAAAGAACAAUUGAAACCCAACGAAAAGCAAUUAAAGAAUUGCAGUUUGGAAAUGAAAGUCUUACCAUAAAGCUGGAGGAACGGAUCAGUGAAAAUGAGGAUCUGAGGAACAAACACAACGUAACAAGGAACCUGUGUAAAGAGACUUUUGAGCGUUCAACUGAGAAAAUGCAUUUAUUCGAAUCUGAAAGAGAAGAAACCCAUCACAUCUUUAUGGAAAAUAGUGGGAGUAUUCAGAAACUCAUUGCAGCAUUUGAAGGCCUCCGCACUCAAGCAGAGGCUGAUCAGCAAGAGAUGCAGAAAGUCAAAGUGGGCUUACAGCAAUUUGAGAUUGUGAAAGAGAAAUUUAAAGAAGAAUUUGACAUGAAAGAGAAAGAGGUGGCAGUUCUUCAAACAGAUCUUCAGAAACAGGAAAAUGAACUACAAAAGAUCCUACUGGACUUCCAUGAAACCCAGAAGCACUGCAAACAGCUUAAAGACACAACAAAUGAACAAUAUGAACUUCUCAAAAGCUCAGAAACUGAAAAGGAAUCCCUUAUUCAAAAACUGCAGAGUGUGGAGCAGUGCUUGAAAGAAAGUGAUGAACAACGUGAAGCCAUUGCUGCACUGCUGAAAGAAAGUAAAGAAGAGUAUGCAGAGAUGAUUCAGAGCAAAGAUUUCAGCCUCCAGGAGUUCAGCAGAGUUAAAAAUCAACAAGCAGAGAAGCUGGAGCAGAUUCAGACAACUAUGCAGGAGCUACAGAAUUCUCUAGCCUCAGAGAUACAGAAGGCCGAAGAACUUGAGGAUAAACUAAUCGCAAACAAGGGGGAACUUGAAAGUAAAAUAACUCUUUUAGGAGAGAGCCUGGAGCAGAGUGCAAUGAAAGAUGGGCGGAUCAAAGACCUAGAGGAUGAACUGUGCUCACCUGGGUCAAGUCAAGAGUCCUGUAUGUCAGGACUUGAGUUGGACCCAAGUCCAAGCUCUGGACUCAAGUACUACAACACUGAUUCUGAAACAGGUCGUGUCUUCACAGCAGUAUGUUUUUUUAUAUACCCUCAGAUCAAAGUGCAGAAGCUGGAGCACCAGUUGUUUUCUGAAAUAGAGAAAAAUAAAGAAAACACCUGUCAGAUGGAACAGUUGAACAAAGACAUCACACAGCAUGAAGAAAAGUACAAAUACCUAUUAUCCAACUUUAAUGGGCUGCAGUCUGAGAAGAAAGCCAUUGAACAGCAGUUUGAGAGUGGAUCUUCUAAUGUGAAAGCUAUUGAGGCAAACAUUAAGGUUAGUGAGGAGAAGGCUGCAAAGCUUACAAGAGAAAUUCAAAGACUGGAGGAAGAAAAUCUGUGUUUACGAGAGGAGGUAAACUCAUGUAAAACCAGAAUCCAAGGGAAAUAUCAGGAAACGGAGACUCUACAGAAGCAAAUUGAAGAAAAAGGUGAACAUUUGCAGGAGGAAAUCACAGAAAAGGAGACAAAAAUCAAAUCUGUGGAAACAAAGGUGACCAUAAUACUUAUAUAUAUAUAUAUUUAUAUAUUUUGUUGUUUUUUUCAGAACAAAGUGCUUAAGAAACAAAUAGCAAAGGAGAUUGCAAAAUCCAAUGAGCUUGAAACUGUGAUCAACAAUCUUUACGAGGAGUCCCAGAACCUUAAACAAAUGAAAGUGGAAGACCAUCAGAAAUUGCUGAACGAUCUCGAGUCCAAAUCAACAUCCGCAACUGAGCUUGAAAACGAGGUAAAAAAGCUCAGAAUAACAACAGCAGAGGCCGUCAAGAACAAGGACGAGGCAGAACUCAAAUGUCAACAGAAGAUAGCAAAUAUGGUCGCACUAAUGGAGAAACACAAGAGCCAGUAUGACCUGAUGGUUGAAGAGAAGGAUGCAGAGCUUGAUGAGAACAAAAAGAGAGAGAUGGAGGCGGUUUGCCAGAAGAAAUCACUGGAGUUGGAUCUUUUGAAGAAUAAGACAGACAAUGAUAAGCUGAAGCAACAGCUGAAGACAGAAGUGUCAAAGAAGGCAAACCUGCAGAAGGAGCUUUCGGAUUUGAAGAAAGAAAUGUCAUCAAUGAAAAUCAUUCAGCUAUCAGGAUCAGGAAACAAUCAGUCUCCUGCCUUAAAAUCCACACAAGGGAAAUCAUCAGAUACUCCAAAAGACAGUUUUGCAACGAGACACGUGUUUGACUUCUCCGAGAGCAGAAAAACUCCUUCCCAUAGUAAAGUCUCAAGAAGUACUGCAGUGAUGAAGAAUGACGAUAAAGAAUCUGAUGCUGAAUCCAUCAGAACACCAUGUGGAACAUCACAAAAGAACCAGGAAAUUCAAAAUGGAGACCUGAAAACCCCACAAAGUGUUUCAAAAAGGAUUGGAGGAACCUCAAAGAUCAAAUCCUACAGAAUAAGGACACCCCCUUCUACUGAAAAGACUGUAUGCUGGAAGAAAACGAUUGAGCUUGACCCCAAGUCAGACAGCUCCGAUCUAGGUGAUCUCCUGGUAAGUUUAAUGAAACUUUUUACCUUUGCAAGUGCACUGCCAGCCAACUUUUCUGCUCCAUCCUGCGAACAAAACAUCUUCAAAAAGAUCCAGAGUCCAGCUGUUCAUAAAUCACCAGGGAACUCCUUAAAGUUAGCUGCAAUGAAAAGGAUGAGAGAUGCUGGGUGGACUGCUGUUACUGGCUGUAACAAAAAAAAAAAGAGGACCAAUGAGAAGAUCUUUGCUUAAAUAGUCCUGUGACAGGUUAGACACAAUAACCGUAUCUGAGAGGUUUAGGUGUUCAUAUUCCAUCUUUCAUGGUUUAUAUAAUUACAUUUGGGAUAAAAUAAUAAGUAAAUACCAGGCAAAUGAAUUUCACAGCAUGCAUUGAAAGUAUUGUAAUGAACUUGCUUAACAGUAUUGUUUACAAUUGAAAGUUGUAUUGGCUAAUAUUCCUACAAUUUUAGCUCAUUGUUCUUCAUUGCAAUUUAAGUGACUGAUUCACCAUUCCAGUUUUUUAGUUGUUUGAAUUGUGUUCAAGUUCUGUUUGGUGUUUUUUUUUUACUAUCUAGAAGAAUUGGUCUUUGUUGGUGUUUAAAUGGAAGCUCGUUUUGGCACAGGUUUACAUUGUUGUUGUGGGAAAGGUGAUUGUUAAGUAUUUCUAACUUAAUAUAGCUAAUAUAUUUAUGAAUCCUUGUAUUGGCAUUGUUAACAUUAAAGGUCAGAUCCAUCA
Molecule: messenger RNA, 3436 nt
Organism: Labrus mixtus (cuckoo wrasse)
Lineage: Eukaryota; Metazoa; Chordata; Actinopteri; Labriformes; Labridae
Gene: sycp1
Product: synaptonemal complex protein 1
Exons: 28
Coding region: 1-2952 (983 amino acids)
Biological process (GO): meiotic DNA repair synthesis; chiasma assembly; synaptonemal complex assembly
Cellular component (GO): transverse filament; central element; synaptonemal complex
Molecular function (GO): double-stranded DNA binding
Source: RefSeq, a predicted model, not a curated record